AUGUCGGCUCUGCAGGCGGUCAAGUAUAGCCGGGGUAAGCUCGAGGUCCUCGACCAGCUCCGACUACCCCAUGAAUUCCACUACGACAAUGUCGCAACUCGCCUCGAGGCCUUUGACAGCAUCGCUAGCAUGCGCACGCGCGGCGCCCCGGCCAUUGCCAUUGUCGCAAGCCUGGGUCUCGCUGUCGAGCUUCACAAUGGCCCUGUCCCCGAAGGCUCGGGCCAAGACAUUGUAGCCCACAUCGACGCCGCCCUCGACUAUCUCAAAGAGAGUCGCCCAACAGCUGUGGAUCUUACCAACGCCAUCAACCAGCUCAAAGCUAGAAUACGCGCCGGCGGCGACGCGGCCACCAAGGCCGAAAUUGUCGAAGCCUUCAUCGACGAGGCGGAAAAGAUUUUCGAAAAGGAUCUCAAGACCAACUUGUCCAUUGGUGACUAUGGCGCCGAGUGGCUGCGCGCACAGGCUGGUGCCAGCUCCGACAAGCAGAUUUCGGUGCUCACCCACUGCAACACCGGCUCGCUCGCCACUUCAGGCCACGGCACUGCCCUCGGCAUCAUCCGCACUCUGCAGUCCAAAGGUCUUUUGCAGCACGCGUUCUGCACAGAGACGCGACCUUACAACCAGGGCAGCCGCCUGACUGCCUUUGAGCUUGUCUUUGAGAGCAUUCCCAGCACCCUCAUCACCGACUCCAUGGCCGCCGCACUUUUCCGCACGCGAGGUGCCGAGAAGAACAUUGCAGCCGUCAUUGUCGGCGCCGACCGUGUUGUCCGCAAUGGCGACACGGCCAACAAGAUUGGCACGUAUCAGCUCGCCGUCCUCGCCAAGCACCACGGUAUCAAGUUCAUUGUCGCUGCCCCUACGACGAGUAUCGACCUCGUCACCGAGACGGGUGACGGCAUCAAGAUUGAGGAGCGCAAGUCUUCGGAGCUCACUCAGAUUACGGGCGCCGUGAUCAAGGCCGACGGCACCGUAGACGAGACGACCAAGGUGCGCGUGGCCACGGCCGACCAGCGCAUCAAUGUCUGGAACCCAGCUUUUGACGUAACUCCUGCUGAGCUCAUUGACACCGUCGUCACGGAGAAGGGUGCUGUCGAGAAGGGUGCGGAUGGCAAGUUUGACUUUUCCAAAAUCAUGCCCGAGCGUUGGGCGCAGGUUGUCAAGGCUUGA
Messenger RNA from Cordyceps militaris CM01, 1167 nucleotides. RefSeq names its product methylthioribose-1-phosphate isomerase. The record is from RefSeq and is a predicted model, not a curated record. Gene Ontology annotation, molecular function: S-methyl-5-thioribose-1-phosphate isomerase activity. The coding region runs from base 1 to 1167 and encodes 388 amino acids. The transcript has a single exon. NCBI's taxonomy places the organism in Eukaryota, Fungi, Ascomycota, Sordariomycetes, Hypocreales, Cordycipitaceae.